Syngnathoides biaculeatus (alligator pipefish) is the source of this 6782-nucleotide messenger RNA. Its product is annotated as collagen alpha-1(XXVII) chain B-like. The record is from RefSeq and is a predicted model, not a curated record. Lineage: Eukaryota; Metazoa; Chordata; Actinopteri; Syngnathiformes; Syngnathidae. Gene Ontology annotation, molecular function: extracellular matrix structural constituent. The coding region runs from base 210 to 5339 and encodes 1709 amino acids. The transcript has 61 exons.
ACGCUCGCAACACACACAAACGCGCGCAAUGCCGGCAUAAACGUGAUCCAAGAGUGGCGCACGGAUCACGCGCGCAGGUGGAAGACGGCAUGACAGACGGCAACUAUUGCGCUCCUUUGUCUUGCAAACUUUACUAAGUUUUUUUUCCUGUGCUUUUUAUUUAUUUUUUUAUUAUUUUUAUUUUUAAAUAACCACAAUGGCAAACCGGGAUGGAAAGAGCUCCACUGCCUCUUCCGGACAGGAGUGAAGCCCCCCCAAGAAAGAAUGAAGUAACCGCUAUGGAGCCAGACAAUGCCCCGCACUCCGAACUCAAAGGAGCCGGGGGGAGAGUCCUGAUUCUUUGGACCAUUCUCUGGUGUACCUGCUCUCUCACACUGGCUCAAAGCAUUUCCAGCACAAAGACAAAUGUAGACAUUCUGCAGCAUUUGGGUCUCUCUGGGCAAAGGGCAGGCACCUCAGCAUCUUGGAGCGCUGGACCCAUCCCAGAUGGCGUCAUCCCAUUCAAGUCUGGUGUUAUUCUCACUCCGAGAGCCCGCAUCCAGGUGCCUCUGGGCCCUGUCAUCCCGGCUUCCUACACCACCACCAAUCUCUCCCUUAUCCUCAGCCUGUCCGUUCACCGCGUCAACAAUGCCUUUCUUUUCUCGAUUGUCUCCAAGAGGGGCAAAGGGCAGCUCGGUGUCCAGUUUACACCGGGCAAGGUCCAUGUUUACGCGGGCCACAGAAACUCUGUUGCAUUUGACUAUGAUCUUUAUGAUGGGCAGUGGCACAGUCUGGCCUUGGAAAUCCGAGGCCACCGGGUGUUCUUGCACACAUUGUGCGGGAACAAUACCCAGCAUGCAGAUUUGCGUGCCAAAAAAAUGAACAUGUUUGAUCCGGAGGGCUCGUUCCUUCUCGGGAAUACGAACCGCAACGCGGUGCCAUUUGAAGGCGCCAUCUGCCAGUUCGACAUCUACCCAUCAUCAGUGGCAGCUCAUAACUAUUGUAAUUACAUUAAGAAACAUUGCAGAGAAGCCGACACAUAUCGGUCCGUUUUUGCACCCUUGCUACCUCUAAUUUCCAUCGAUCCAAACAUGACUCAUACAACGGCACUGGCAUUAACUCCGUUAUCCCAGGAGACCCCAAAACCUACUUCAUUCUCAGCAGUGGAAUCUUUUUUUGUUCCAAGUGAUCAUUUGCUGAUUGAGAAAGGCCCGUUUAUGUAUUGGACUCCUAAACCAACUGUUGCUGCUGCAUUUGUCAGUGAAGCGGACCAUCCAGUGUUGGAGACACCAAUUCGAACUGUGACCACAUCCUUCUGGACCAGUGCGACGCCACCAAUUUUGCAAACAGGUGACAACACAAAGCAAAGUGAUGUCAACUCCCGUGUUGGACAUGGAAUUACGGAUUUACCAACCUCUGCAAGACCCCUAGGGACUCGACUUCAGACCACGAUCGAUUACAUACAGGCAUCCCCCUCAACAUCAUUUUUUCUACAGAACGAGCAACUGUCCACCGUUGCACCAAGGAAACCCGAGUUCAAAGUAACCCAUGUGCAGGAUGUCAAAACCAUGGCAGUUAUUCCUGUCACACCUGCUGCUUUAGAUGACUUCCAAACAUUCGACCUGGAACCGACCCUCUUUUCACUGUUGGCAGGACCACCCGGACUUAAGGGAGAACCAGGACCUCCGGGCUUUCAAGGACUUCCAGGAUUACCAGGAAAACCAGGGAAGCGAGGUCCACGGGGACCCAUCGGCUCACACGGAAACCCUGGUCAACCAGGACCACCAGGAUUUAAGGGAGAAAAAGGUGAUCCUGGUCUGACUCUUGGCCAAGCCCCAAAAGGACAAAAAGGAGAACUUGGUGUCAAAGGCCCUGCUGGACCACCUGGACAACAUGGCCGAAAGGGACAAAGAGGUCACCCUGGUCCCGCUGGUCUGCCUGGUGAACCUGGCCAACGGGGAGCAGACGGAAGUCCCGGGGUCAAAGGUUAUCCUGGCAGGCAGGGUUUACCUGGACCUAUAGGUGAUGUAGGGCCAAUGGGAGUCAAGGGGCUCAUCGGCAUCCCCGGGCUAUUUGGCCUACCCGGUCCUGAUGGCGAGAGAGGAAUUCCGGGCGUUCAUGGGAAGAAGGGCGAGAUGGGUAGGCCGGGAUUUCCUGGCGAUUUUGGAGAGAGAGGACCCCCUGGCCCUGAUGGAAACCCUGGUGACCUUGGAGCUGCUGGUCCACACGGAGUUCAUGGUGUUUUUGGCGAAAUGGGUCCUGCUGGCAUUAUGGGUUUACCAGGACCUCCAGGACUCAAGGGUGUGUCAGGAAACACCGGUGAACCAGGACUGAAAGGUGAUAAGGGGGACGUUGGCUUGCCAGGAGAACCAGGAGAGGGGGGCUUCAAAGGGGACAAGGGCAUCCAGGGGUCACCUGGUGUGCCAGGACCAACUGGAAGUACCGGACUACAGGGUCAAACUGGUGAUAAAGGCCUCGAUGGUUCAUCCGGCCCUCCUGGCUUAGAGGGUUUCCCAGGUGACAUUGGCACGCCGGGUCAAAACGGGCCAGAGGGACCAAAGGGGAGACAUGGCACACGAGGGUUUCCUGGUCCACAGGGAGCACCUGGACCCAAUGGUGAUGAGGGGCCGGUCGGGCCAGCUGGGCCAGCAGGAAUUGAGGGUAGGCCUGGGAGGCAAGGAUUCCCUGGACUUACUGGCCUGGAGGGACUCAAGGGUGAGACUGGGCUAACCGGAGAGGUCGGGAAUGUUGGCGAGAGGGGUUUGCCCGGCUUCGUCGGGACUGCUGGAGAGACGGGACUUGCAGGAGAAAUGGGAGAUCGUGGGAAAACGGGCACUCCCGGACCUCCAGGGGAAUCGGGGCCCAUGGGUCACACCGGAAUACCUGGAGAGACAGGACUUCCUGGGACCGAAGGAAUUCCAGGUCCUCCUGGAUUGAGGGGAUCAGGUGGCAUGAGAGGACCUAAAGGCGUGAAGGGUCCGAGAGGUCCAGAUGGUACAGUGGGGGAAGAUGGCGCUGAAGGACUUAAGGGCCCUGAUGGCCCGCCAGGAAAGUCAGGCCUCCCUGGUGAUGAGGGAAAGCUUGGUGAGUCUGGUGAAGCUGGCAUGAAUGGAUUUCCAGGGGUACAAGGACACUCUGGCCCUCCAGGGGACAAAGGACUUGCUGGGGACACGGGAGCUGCGGGGCCUCUAGGAUUGGGCGGGCCGAUCGGCGAGAUGGGACCCUUGGGCCCCCCUGGGAAAGCUGGGGAUGGAGGACUGUCUGGUGAGCCUGGAGAAAAGGGCGACAUUGGUCCACCUGGCAACAUUGGAGAGCAAGGCUUGAUUGGCCAGAGAGGUGAGCAAGGCAUCGAUGGUGAAGCUGGACAAAAUGGACCGGAUGGCCUUAAGGGCGAGAAAGGGGAUGCCGGCGUUGAGGGUGCUAAGGGAGACCUAGGUGAAACGGGCCAGAAAGGAGAGGAAGGACCCUGUGGCCCUCCUGGGCUGUCGGGCGUGACGGGUCAAGAGGGUAAACCGGGCAAAAUUGGAGAAAGAGGAAAAGCAGGAGGAAAGGGGACCAAAGGACACCAAGGUCACCUGGGUGAGUCCGGGCCAAUAGGCGAGCAGGGAGCACCAGGAUUUGUUGGGCUGAAAGGAGCCAGAGGAACCAUAGGCCCACUGGGAGCUCCUGGAAGAAUGGGCCAGCUGGGAGACCCGGGAAUACCAGGCUAUGAGGGUCACAAAGGACUGCAAGGCUCCCAAGGACCACCUGGACCAAAAGGUGAAAAGGGUGAACAAGGGGAAGACAGUAAAGUGGAAGGCCCACCCGGUCGCCAAGGUGACAGAGGUCCUCCUGGUAACAGAGGUGGGAGAGGAGAAGCAGGUGACCCCGGACACAUUGGUCCAGUAGGUUUUGACGGAGAGAGAGGCAAAGCCGGUGCCACAGGACUUCCUGGAAAUCCUGGACCCAGAGGACAACAAGGACCAAAAGGAUCCAAAGGUGAACAAGGUCAGAAAGGAAAAUCUGGGGCGAGAGGAACAUCUGGGACCAAAGGACCACCGGGUCCAGAAGGUCCCCCUGGCCUACGAGGUGUAACAGGAAGGGAGGGUCUCGAGGGUCUUGAUGGAUUGGAUGGACCGCCUGGUAAAGAUGGAGGCAAAGGCACCAAGGGGGAGCAGGGAGAAGAUGGAGAAUCAGGCCUCACGGGGAAACAUGGGCUGCAGGGUAAAACUGGUGAGACAGGUCUCCCUGGAUCUCAAGGUUCUUUUGGACCAAAAGGUGAAAAAGGUCUCUUGGGACAAACCGGACCCACAGGAAUGAGAGGGACCCUCGGUGGCACGGGGUUGAUGGGAAAUCAAGGAGUGAAGGGCUCCAAAGGGCAACCAGGUGACAUUGGUGAACAAGGAUUUCCAGGAUUUUUAGGUCUUUUUGGACCAAAGGGACCCCAAGGAGACAUGGGCCCCCCGGGGAUACAGGGACCAAAAGGACCACGAGGAUUGGUGGGUACGAAUGGAGCUUUGGGCCCUGUCGGCAUCAUCGGCCCCAGUGGCCAUCGUGGACUACAAGGGGACAAAGGAAGCCGGGGCAACAUGGGCUUUCCAGGACCAAGGGGAUCUCCCGGUCCACGUGGACCACCGGGACCCCCAGGUCACACCACUUCCACCCAUUCUCAUGAAAAUGAGGCGCUCGGUGCUUCUUUUCAAAUCACCGUUGAUUCUUAUGCUCCACCACAGCCGAAUUACCACGAUGUGGACCUUCCCAUGCUGGACCAGGGCACAGAGAUCUUCAAGACAUUGGAGCGUCUCAGCUCUCUAAUCCACAGUCUCAAGAACCCGCUGGGGAAGCGCAACAAUCCAGCCCGCAUCUGCCGAGAUCUCCACAACUGUGAGCAAAGGAUGCAUGAUGGCACUUACUGGAUCGACCCGAAUCUGGGUUGCGAUGCUGACACCAUCGAGGUGACAUGCAACUUCACUGCCGGAGGACAGACAUGCUUGAAACCUGUCAGCGUCUCCAAGGUGGAGAUGGCCGUCGGUCGCAUCCAGAUGAACUUCCUCCACCUUUUGAGCACUGAGGCCGUGCAACACAUCACCGUCCACUGCCUCAACACGCUUGUGUGGGCGGCGGGACCCUCUUUGGAGUUCUAUAGCCAGGCUGUGAGCUUCACGACCUGGACAGGGGAGAAGAUACGAGCAGGCGAUCUCCUGGAACCGCUUGUGCCCAGAGACGACUGCUGGAUCAAAGAUGGCCGCUGGCGUCAGACCAAGUUUGUGUUUCAGACUCAGGAGCCAAAUUUACUCCCCAUCGUGGAUAUAUCCAACCUCCCAACCAAAGAACCUGGAUCACGUUAUCACCUCGAGGUUGGACCUGUGUGCUUCUUAUAGAGCUCGGUAAAGCGGAGUCCUGACCUCCAGAGUGGGAUAACUUCACGGACAGUCUUGGACUGCGAGAACCCCCCCAAUUACUCUCCAGAAACUAUGCUUGGACUGCAGGAACAGAGGCGGGAACAUUUAGGACUUCUGGCACUGAUCCGCCUUUGGAAUAAAAUGACUACGUUUCCUCUCCGGUGACUUGAAACAAGCUUCGAAUUGCCCAAAUGGAGGGAAAACCAUAUGAACAUUUCAUUGUUUUGGCUCGAUCAAACUCUCUGGUUGUACAGAAAUAAUGAAGGUACAUUUAUAUAUGUGAUCAUGUCUUAUUUAUAACUGUAUAUGUACUGUAUAUUGUAAUAUAAAGUGCAAUAGCCGUGUAAUAACGUGUGCAUCACAUCGCUCAUUCAGGUCAUGCGAGUCCAUUGCAAAGUCAUUCAGAUGUCUUCGCACAAGCACGUGUGAAGAUACUACCUCGUACAUACAGUAUAGCGCCUGUGAGCGGUACACAUUGGCUACACUCACUGGUCACAACAUGAGGUACACUUGCACAAUCUUAUGUGAGCAAAACUCCGCCUCUAGAAUGCCGCUCUCGGGACGUUGUACUGAAGUUCUACAUCAAUGCAAAAUUGCAACCACGAUAAUAAACAUUUUGUUCCAGUUGGGCUCAAGCUGAAUAUUAUCUUUGUAAAAGGAAAAUGUUUCAUGCAGUAUUCUCAUUUGAUCAACGCUUGUAAUGUUUGUCAAAUUACCAUUAAUUAGUUUCAUUUUUUUAGACUGGUAAAUCAAAAUGUACACUUUAAAAUGAACAAUUUUACAUACAUUUUUUAAUUGUAUAAUUAAUUAAUUACAAUUACAUUGGGCGGCACGGUGGAUGAGCUGGUAAAGUGUUGGCCUCACAGUUCUGAGGUCACGGGUUCAACCCCGGAUCCGCCUGUGUGGUGUUUGCAUGUUCUCUCCAUGCCCACGUGGGUUUUCUCCAAGCACUCCGGUUUCCUCCCACAUUCCCCAAAAUAACAUGCAACAUUAAUUGGACAUUCUAAAUUGCCCAUAGGGUUGAUUGUGAGGGUGGCUGUUUUGUCUUCAUGUGCCCUGCGAUUGGCUGACAACCAGUUCAGGGUGUACCCCACCUCCUGCCCGUUGACAGCUGGGAUAAGCUCCAGCACGCCCCGCAACCCUCGUGAGGAUAAGCGGCGAAGAAAAUGGAUGGAUGGGCAAUUACAUUGAUUUUAAAUAAUACAAGAAAUUCAUUUAUGACCUGCAUGAGAUUGUGCAGGUGUGCCUAACUUGGUGUUGCAAGUGUUCGGUACUCAGUGGGAAUACUGCGCAAUAUACACUCACACUGGGCACACUCACGUCAAUAAAUAUGAUUUUUUUUAAAACCACAGAACAGUAAUCAUUUCUGUAUUUUGUAAGUUUAAAUUCUUCUUUUAGCGAUGGAAUAAGUCAGCCAUUUAA